Cyprinus carpio (common carp) is the source of this 4077-nucleotide messenger RNA. Its product is annotated as PR domain zinc finger protein 10-like. The record is from RefSeq and is a predicted model, not a curated record. Gene Ontology annotation, cellular component: nucleus. Gene Ontology annotation, molecular function: protein binding. NCBI's taxonomy places the organism in Eukaryota, Metazoa, Chordata, Actinopteri, Cypriniformes, Cyprinidae. The transcript is spliced from 23 exons. Bases 38 to 3580 code for a protein of 1180 amino acids.
AGGUGGAGGGGGUUUUUUGUCUCGUCUUAUUGUGACUAUGGAGGCCAAGCAGGAGUCAACAUCUGUGUGGAGCUCAGCACCCAACAAUGACACUGGAAAUACACCUGAGGUGCAUUUUGAGACCGGUGCGGUGGCUCAGAUCGUGUACAGCGGAGAGCAGUCUGACCGCGCUCAGCAGCAGGUUGUAUAUGCUGCAGAUGGAAGCUCCUACACCUCCGUCGAGUCUGCCGAACACACACUGGUGUACAUACACCCAGCCGACGGAACGCAGGCGGUGUUUACAGAUCAGCCCCAAGUGGCCUACAUUCAGCAGGAUGGAACAACACAACAGGUGACUGUGCUGUUACCAAGCGGGCAGAACAUGAACACUGCAAAUCUACACGUGUUGAGUAACGUAGCUGAUGGCCCACAGGCGAUCCUGGAACCUGUGACACAGAGCCAACUUGCUGUGACUAAUGCAGCUCUGCCCAACAUGCCGGAGGCCUCAUCGAGUCCCCUCGGGGCCACAGAUUCCACAGUGGAUUCAGAGGAUGAGGAAGAAGACAACGAUAGCGACGAUUCUGAAAUGGAUGACUGGGAACCCAGGACGCCCCAGCCGUUCACCCCUCAGAACCUCUGGUGUGAAGACUGUAAUAAUGCUAAUCCUGGAGCAUGUAUAAAACACGGUCCUCUGCACCCCAUCCUGAACCGCCCUGUGAUGUCCAAGGCUCGGGCCAGUCUUCCUCUCAUCCUGUAUAUCGACCGCUUCCUGGGCGGAGUCUUUACUAAGAGGCGUAUCCCCAAACGCACACAGUUCGGUCCUAUAGAGGGGCCACUGGUGCGACAGAGUGAACUGCAGGACACACACAUUCAACUGAAAUUAUACAUGCUAGACCCUGAGAAAGAAGGCGAGAGGGCAGAGGACCUCUGGUUUGACCUGUCUAAUGAGGAGCGAUGUAACUGGAUGAUGUUUGUCCGGCCGGCCCAGAAUCACCUGGAGCAGAACCUGGUGGCUUAUCAGUACGGAUCGGACAUUUUUUACACCACCAUUAAGAACAUUCAGCCCAAACAGGAGCUUAAGGUAUGGUACGCUGCAUCGUAUGCUGAGUUUGUCAGCCAGAAGGUUCAUGAUGUCACAGAUGAAGAGAGAAAAGUUUUACGUGAGCAGGAGAAGAACUGGCCGUGUUAUGAGUGUAACAGACGGUUCGUGAGCUCAGAGCAGCUUCAGCAGCACUUAAACAUGCACGAUGACAAGCUGAACCUCAUCCAAAGGCCAAAGGGCCGUGGCCGAGGACGGGGCAGGAAGCGAUUCGGCGCCGCAAGGCGACCAGGACGACGUAUGAAAUUCAUCUGCCCACAGACUCCUGUUGAGAGUGCUGACAAGACACAGGAGCUCUUAGCAUCUGUAGAUAAACUACCGUUUGAGGAGAGGACAGACGGCGCUCUCAAUGGGCUGAAGGUGGUGGAGAUGGCAGCCGAAUCGAUGGAGACUGAGACAGAAGAAGGGCUUGAUACCCCAGCAACCCACACUGAGGAGCUGCAAGAGGAGGGGGAUUCUUUCACCCCACCUCCAGCCACAGAAGUCCCGGGGUCUGCCAAAGAGGACCUGUCUCAGACAAGUCCCGAAGACCCUCACCUCACACCGCAGGACAUGAGGAGGGCGAGGAGGAUUAGGGUGGACUUGCAGAAUGCCGCUCUCCAGCAUCUUUUCAUCCGUAAGUCCUUUCGACCCUUUAAAUGUUCUCAGUGCGGGAAAGGCUUUCGAGAUAAAGACAUGCUGGACCAGCACAUGCGAUACCAUGGGCGGGACGGCUGCCGUCACAUGUGCCAUCAGUGCGGUAAGGGCUUCCUGUCGAACGCUGCGCUUGAGGAUCACCUGCAGCUGCACUGUGAUCAGCGCACCUACUCCUGCCUCUUCUGCACCGAGUCCUAUGACAGAUUGGACCUUCUCAAAGUACAUGUGAGGGUUCACCAGGUCAACGGCUGCUUUUCCUGUCCUUCCUGCAAGAAAACCUUCACAGACUUCAUACAGGUAAAGAAACACGUGAGGAGUUUCCACUCAGAGAAGAUCUUCCAGUGUAAGGACUGUGAUAAAGCCUUCUGCAGGCCUGAUAAACUACGACUCCACAUGCUUCGCCACUCUGACCGCAAGGACUUCCUGUGCUCCACCUGUGGAAAACAGUUUAAGAGGAAGGAUAAAUUACGGGAGCACAUGCAGAGGAUGCACAACCCUGAACGCGAGGCCAAAAAGGAUCACAUCCACCGCACCAAAGCUCUGAAACAGAAGGAGCCCACCACUGACUUUGAGAGCUUCAUGUUUAAAUGCCGACUCUGUAUGAUGGGCUUCAGGAGACGAGGGAUGCUGGUGAAUCACCUGUCUAAACGACAUCCUGAGAUGCGUUUGGAGGAGGUUCCUGAGCUGACGCUGCCCAUCAUUAAACCCAACAGAGAUUAUUUCUGCCAGUACUGUGAUAAGGUGUAUAAAAGUGCCAGUAAGAGGAAGGCCCACAUUUUGAAGAACCACCCCGGGGCAGAAUUGCCCCCCAGCAUCCGGAAGCUGCGUCCAGCCGGGCCGGGAGAACCUGACCCCAUGCUGAGCACACACACGCAGCUGACCGGCACCAUCGCUACUGCACCAGUGUGCUGCCCGCACUGUGCCAAACAGUACAGCAGCAAGACAAAGAUGGUCCAGCACAUCCGUAAGAAGCAUCCAGAGUAUCAGUACAGCAGCAGCAGCAGCAUCCAGGCACCGCUGGCCGCUACCGUCAUCAGCAGCACUCCUGCUGUCAUCACAACAGACGGCGCUACUGCAGAGGCCGUGGUGACGACCGAUCUGUUGACUCAGGCCAUGACGGAGCUGUCCCAGACCCUGACCACAGACUACCGCACAGCACAAGGGGAUUUCCAGAGGAUCCAGUACAUCCCAGUGUCUCAGGCAGGAGGAGGCCUGUCACAGCCACAGCACAUACAGCUGCAGGUGGUGCAGGUGGCCCCGGCGUCCUCUCCUCACUCUCAGCACUCUACAGUAGAUGUGAGUCAGUUACACGACCCUCACAGUUACAGUCAGCACUCUAUUCAGGUUCAGCACAUACAGGUGGCUGAGUCUACAGGGACAGCGCAGGCCAGUGCACAGGUUUCAGCUCAGCCUCUAAGUCCCUCCUCUCAGCAAGCGGCCCAGGAGCUUAGCAACGCCCAGCUGACCCCUGUGACCCUCGCUCAGGGCCAGACUCUUCAGACGUCCACCAGUCAGACGCAAGGUGCUGCGCAGCAUGCGUACCUUCCCAGCAACUGGAACUACAGGAGUUAUCCAUCUGAGAUCCAGAUGAUGGCUCUUCCUCAUACUCAGUAUGUGAUAGCAGAGGCCAGCACCCCCGUCACUGCUACCGUCAACAGCAGUCAGGUCCAAACGACACACUAUGUGAUCUCAGAAGGACAGACGGAGCUGGAUGGUAAGCAGGUGCACGUCCCGUCCACCGCAGCCCAGGUUCACCACGACCCACUGGAGCAGCCGGCCGUCAGUCAGCAGACCACCACGCAGUACAUCAUCACCACCACCACCAACGGGACGGGUGCCAGUGAAGUUCACAUCACCAAACCCUGACCCUCGCUCUCACAUGCACUGGAGUCGCAGGAUUGCUUGAAAUGAACAAACAGAUUUCAGAUUUAUUUUCUUGAAGAGUUAAAAACAAUGAACUGAAAUAGUGAAGAUGUUUUUUAUGAAUUAAUAAGAACACUGGAGUGGUUAACUGUGUUUCUCUAGACACCCAAAAAGACCCAACCAUAUCAUGACUUUAGACCUGUGCCAUCCUGCCUCUUUUAUUAUCUUCAUUUUGGCCUCAUUAGUUUUUUUCCUCUCUUUAUUUGUUGUAAAUGUUCUCUUAAGUAUUGAGAGCUUCUGCAUUUUCAUACCUGAGUGAACCUGAUGAUAGACCUUUAAAAGGAUUUCUUCGUUUUGUUCAUAUUUCCCCACAAUAAAAGGGGUCAAGAGGUCAAAUGACCCUGACGUUUCUUUUUGAGAAUCUAGCAUCAGUCUCAAUAUUGUCUCGUUCUUUUGAUGGUUAAAGCAAAACUUCCAAGAUUAGAUCAUUCAUGCCCAGA